Messenger RNA from Acanthochromis polyacanthus (spiny chromis), 2533 nucleotides. RefSeq names its product solute carrier family 9 member A5 (gene slc9a5). Gene Ontology annotation, molecular function: sodium:proton antiporter activity. The record is from RefSeq and is a predicted model, not a curated record. The transcript is spliced from 14 exons. The coding region runs from base 296 to 2476 and encodes 726 amino acids. Lineage: Eukaryota; Metazoa; Chordata; Actinopteri; Pomacentridae. Gene Ontology annotation, cellular component: membrane. Gene Ontology annotation, biological process: proton transmembrane transport; sodium ion transport; regulation of pH.
GCAAACAGCAGUAAACAUUAUGUUGUUUAUUUACGACAGCAAAGUAUCAGAGUAAUCUAUUACUCCGUUUGUUUACUGUCCUCCCGUAUCGAUGAGUGACGUCAGAGCUGAUCAGGUGUGAUCGGUCACCUGCGCUGCUUCCGUCUCUUUAACGGCUCCGAGCGGUCACAUGUCUCCGGUGUCCCUCCUCCUGUUACCGGAGGUUGACCGGCCUCCUCCGCUGCGUCUGUCCGAGUGUCGGCGCCUAUAAAGGGGAUGACAGCGGGGAUGUCUUCCCGCUGAGCUCCGGGACACGAUGCUCGGUCUGACGCCGCUGCUGCUGCUGCUGACGGCCGCCGCCGCCGCGGACCGGUCCGGGACGGAGGCUCCGCCGCUCCGGGGGCCGGGGCUCCGCUUCUCCUCGCCGGUUCCCGCCUCUCCCUCCGCCCCGCCGCUCCUCCUCCUCCCUCAGCCCGGGGCGGAAUACGGGGCGCCCGGUGUCGCCUUGGCCCGGUCCGCGGCGGAGGAGCCGGCCGGCCCGGCGGAGGAGGAGGACGGCGGGCACCACGGGGAGCACGGCGGCGGGUACCGGGUGGUCCAGUGGGAGUGGAGCUACGUCCAGACCCCGUUUAUCAUCGCCAUCUGGCUGCUGGUGGCCAGUGUGGCCAAGAUCCUGUUCCAUUUCUCCCAGCGUUUCACCACCGUAGUCCCAGAGAGCUGCAUGCUGAUCCUAUUGGGUCUGGUUCUGGGCGGAGUCGUGCUCAUAGCCAAUAAGAAGCAGCUGUACCAGCUGGAGCCCGCCCUCUUCUUCCUCUUCCUGCUGCCCACCAUCGUAGGUGACGCCGGAUACUUCAUGCCAGCUCGUCUCUUCUUCGACAACCUGGGUGCCAUCCUGACCUACGCUGUGGUGGGAACGCUGUGGAACGCCUUCUGCACUGGGUUCUGCCUGUACGCCGCCAAGCUGCUGGGGGUCAUAGAUGAGCGUGUCCAGGCAGAUCUCAUGGACUUCCUGUUGUUUGGAGCUCUGAUAUCAGCUGUAGAUCCAGUCGCUGUCCUCGCUGUGUUUGAGGAAGUUCAUGUUAACGACAUGCUGUUCAUCAUCGUGUUCGGAGAGUCACUGCUGAACGAUGCCGUCACCGUGGUUCUAUAUAAAGUCUAUAUUUCCUUUGUGGAGGUCGGAGCUGAGAACGUGCAGACGGCAGAUUAUUUCAAAGGAGUCGCCUCCUUCCUCAUCGUCAGCGUUGGAGGGACUCUGGUGGGUCUGGUCUUCGCUGUCAUCCUCGGCUUCAUCACACGCUUCACUAAGAAGGUCCGGAUCAUCGAGCCGCUCUUCGUCUUCCUGCUGGUCUACCUGGCCUACCUGACCGCUGAGCUCUUCUCACUGUCCGCCAUCCUGUCGAUGACCUUCUGUGGAAUCGGAGCCAACAAGUAUGUUGAGGCCAAUAUCUCCCAGAAGUCUCGGACCACGGUGAAGUACACCAUGAAGACUCUGGCCAGCAUCGCAGAGACCAUCAUCUUCAUCUUCCUGGGGAUCUCAGCUGUGGACAAAUCCAAGUGGGCCUGGGACACCGGCCUGGUGUCCUGCACCCUCGUCUUCAUCUUCGUCUUCAGAGCCGUCGGUGUGAUUGGUCAGACCUGGGUCCUCAACCGUUUCCGUCUCGUCCCAUUGGAUAAGAUCGACCAGGUGGUGAUGUCGUAUGGCGGCCUGCGGGGGGCGGUGGCGUUCGCUCUGGUGGUGCUGCUGGACGGAGAACAGGUCAAAGCCAAAGACUACUUUGUCGCCACAACGAUCGUGGUCGUGUUCUUCACCGUCAUGUUCCAGGGUUUGACCAUCAAACCUCUGGUGAAGUGGCUCAAAGUUCCUCGAUCCACCAGCAGGAAGCCCACCAUCAAUGAGGAGAUCCAUGAGAGGGCCUUCGACCACAUCCUGACAGCUGUGGAGGACAUCGCAGGACUGCAGGGAUACCACCACUGGAGGGACAAGUGGGAGCAGUUUGAUAAGAACUACCUGAGUAAGCUGCUGCUCAGGAAGUCUGUCUACAGGAAGAGUGAACUGUGGGAGGCCUAUCAGAAGAUCAACAUCAGGGACGCCAUCAGUGUCAUCGACCAGGGUGGUAAUGUCCUGACUUCAGCCAGACUUUCUCUCCCUUCGAUGGCCAGCAGAGCUUCGUUUCCUGAAGUGACCAACGUCACCAACUACCUGCGUGAGAACGGCAGCGGAGUGUGUUUGGACCUCCAAGUCAUCGAUAAUGUUCCUGGAGGUAAAGUGGAGGAGGACACUGAGACACAUCACGUCCUCGCCGGGAACCUGUACAAGCCCAGGAGACGGUAUCAGUCCCACUACAGCCGACACUUCAUUCCUCUGGGGGAGAAUGAGCGUAGGACCGGGAGGUGUUCAGAGAAACAUGAAGAGUCGCAUGGAGACCUUCAAAUCCACCCGACACAAGAGGCACAAGAAGGAACGGAGCCUGAAGAAGCGUCGAGGAUCCGAUGCUAAAGAGGACGGAGGUGACAAACCGAGACGUAACGUCAGCUGGCAGGACAAAGGUGAGGA